AUGUCUAAUAACUUGAAUAAUCCUGGCACACCUAGAACUCCUGGGAGAGCUAGAGGAAGAGAAUUUAGGCCAAGAGAACCCUAUACACAUCGUUUACGUAAAAUUCUUGAAGAAUAUCCCGAUGGUUCACAAGUUCUUCGUGAAAUCCUCCAGAAUUCUGACGAUGCAAAAAGCACUGAACAAGUUUUCAUUUUGGAUCGUAAUACUUAUCCAUCAGAUAGUUUAUUUGAACCCGACCUGGAGAAUAAUUAUCAAAGGACGAGUUUGAAACUUGACAGAUAUCAAGGUCCUGCAUUAUUGGCAAAAAAUAAUACCAUUUUUGAAGAGAGAGAUUUUCAAUCUUUGUUGAAAUUGGCUGAUAGUGAAAAACGUGAUCAAUUUGAUAAGAUCGGAGUAAUGGGCGUCGGUUUUAAUUCAAUUUAUCAUAUUACCGAUUCUCCUUCUUUUAUUACUGGUGAUAAUUACGUUAUUCUUGACCCACAUGAAUGGUACUUUG
Molecule: messenger RNA, 496 nt
Organism: Funneliformis mosseae
Lineage: Eukaryota; Fungi; Glomeromycota; Glomeromycetes; Glomerales; Glomeraceae
Source: the annotation of a GenBank genome assembly